AUGCAAAAAGUAAAAAAAUUUCUUUUAAGGGCUGAGAUUGAGAAUUUUUAUCCAAACAAGUUUAUUCAACUUUCGGAUAGAAGGAUUUAUGUUUUGAAUACGCUUUUCAAUCUUCCUGAAACCAAUUUGAUUGCACUUCUAGUUGACUUUUUUGAUAAAUCAGAGGAAUACCAGCUAACUCAAGACAAAACAGGCCUUCGGCAUGGUGAUGCAAUUAUGUCUUAUAAAUCAAUCUUCCAGGAUAUUCGUGGAGCAGUUGAUUUUGUUCAUGGCGCUGAUGCAGAUUUAAAGAAAAAAGUGAUUUUAAAUAUCGCUGAUUUUGUUGAAAAAGAUCCUCGUAUUGGUAAACUGCUUGUUCAGUUAAGAGUUUCUGGACGAAAAACGUUUUUGCUUACAAAUAGUGAAUAUGAAUAUACAAAGGCUGUUAUGACUUUUCUUCUUGGAGAUAAAUGGAGAGAUUUUUUUGAUAUAAUUAUUGUAGAUGCAAGGAAGCCUUUGUGGUUUGGAGAAGGAACUGUUUUUCGCGAAGUAAAUAUAGAAACUGGAGCGUUGAAAAUCGGAAUACCAAUUGGUCCCUUGCGUAGCGGUGCUGUUUAUUCUGGAGGUUCGUGUGAGGCAUUUCGUCGACUUGUUAAGGCAAAAGGAAGAGAUGUCUUGUAUAUUGGAGAUCAUAUCUUUGGUGAUGUGCUUAGAUCAAAGAAAACUCGUGGUUGGAAAACUUUUUUGAUUGUGCCAGAAUUAAAUCGUGAAUUGGUUGUUUGGACAGGAAAAAGAGAUUUGUUCGAUCAACUGCGGGAACUUGAAGCAAAAAUGGCAGAUUUGUACAAAAAUUUGGAUGCAGAUACUCGUGGUAAUUCAGAAAUGAAAAAUAUCUUGGAGCCUACAUUGAAAUCGAUUCGGGAAGUUACAAUAAAGAUGGAUAAUGAAUAUAGCGUUUUUGGCUCUCUGUUCCGAAGUGGUUCCCGAACAACUUUCUUUGCUUCGCAAGUUGAGAGAUAUGCUGAUCUUUAUGCUUCAUCAUGUUUUAAUUUGGUGUAUUACCCAACUUUUUAUUUUUUCCGCGCGGCAAUGUCAUUAAUGCCCCACGAGUCGACUGUUCAGCAGACUGCUGCUCUUCCUCCAGAUCAAGUGGAACAGAUUGCUAAACAUGGAAAUGAAGUGCGUGAUUUGAGUCAACGCAUGGCUAAGGAACCAACAUUUUGUUUUGAAGAAGAUGAUGAAGGUGGUGAAGGUUCGGGUCAAGGAUCUACUCCAAACAAUACUGCUCGUCCUGGAACUGGAGGAGAAUCAGAAAGUGAUAAUGAAGAGAUUAAAGAAGAUGGGCAUCAACGAUUGAAUAAUAGGGAUGUUAUUGUACCGAAGACGUCUUUUGUUGAGAGUGGAAAUUGAGCAUGAUUCUCAGAUGCUGAAUUGUGGGAUAUUCGGGUUCUUGCUUUUUUUUCUUGUGCUUUUUGUUUAUUUAAAUUUGAGGCAAUUAGUAUAUAUUAGCGGCAUUUUGGCCCCUUGCCAUAUUCUUUUAACUAUAU
Molecule: messenger RNA, 1526 nt
Organism: Meloidogyne enterolobii
Lineage: Eukaryota; Metazoa; Nematoda; Chromadorea; Rhabditida; Meloidogynidae
Source: the annotation of a GenBank genome assembly